GCUUCCCAGUCCGUGGGGGCCAGAACGGUUUGUCUACACUGGUUGUAUGCGAUCCGACGAGCGCUCAGGGUAUGAGGAAGGUGAACUUAGUGAUUGCAGCUUAGCAGGAAAGUUGCAAAGAGCACUGGAUGGGCGAGCGGUGCAGGUGCAGCCGUGGGAUCCAACCAGGUUUCGACCAAGACAAGUCCUUCAGUUGGCCCCGCGCAAUAGAGGCCACGUUGAGCUGCUUGAGGACUUGCAGAGCCAAAGGCUUGUGGUGGCAAAGGUCAUGCCGAUAUCUUGGACUCGCACCAGCCAUAUUGAAUUCGUGGCCGCGCACCCAGCAGAGACGGAGAUGCCCUGGAGGGACGUUUGCGUCACGCGCUACCUGUCAGAAGAACUAGGCAACUUGCAUGUGUGUGAGCUGGUGGGACUUUUCCGCAGGCCGCUGGCCGGCAGCGAAGGUUUGGGCUGCGGACGUGCGCGUGAGGAGCCCGGGGCAGAGCACCUGUGCAUGGUGAUGUCACACGCCGGGAACGACCUUUUCAGCUGGCUUGGCAGGACUACGGCGCGUGGCCGAGAGGAGUCUGCCAGGCCAAUGGCUCUCCAAAUCUUUAAGAUCACGCAGAAGAUUCACAGUUGUGGGGUGGGCCACGGCGAUCUGAGCCUGGAGAACAUGCUCUUGGCGUCCGAGGAGGGUGCAUUACGCUUCAUCGACUUCGGCGCAGCUACUGGCCGCUUGGCGCGGGGCUUGCGUGGAAAGUCCACAUUUCGGGCUCCGGAGAUGUAUGCCUCUUCAUCAUACGACGCCUUCUUGGCUGACAUCUUCUCGACUGGAGUUGCUAUUUUCACUUUAAUCGUCGGGAACUACCCGUGGAAGUCGACGAGCCCGCAUUCAUGCCAGCUCUUCGGCUACUUCAAAGAGCAUGGUCUGAUGGCUUAUUUGGCCCGGCGCCGAUUUGGGAGAACUUGUGCGCUUGAUGCUGGGAGGAGAAUCCGCACGAGGAGUCAGGAAGUCUUGCCCCUCUCAUCGGUCAUAUCGCCACAGCUGUCCUCGCUACUGACAGGACUCCUUCAAGUGGAUCCAGCAUCACGCAUGUCCUUGCAGGAUGCUUUGGGCCACGAAUGGUUUCACAUAUGAGGCUUCUAUGCCCACAAAUUAUACGACCGGAGCGCCGAUUGUAUGCCUGUCCCAAACACCUGGUGCUGGGGCGUGCGUGCCAUGCAGAAGAACCUUCGGGACGUGUGGCCCUUGAGCCCACAGACGCGCCUCUUGUUCCACUCCUUCCGACUCCUUGCUACAAGGAUGUGCUCACAGUGCUCACAGCGCUCACGGGAUGCGCAGCUCCAUGCGCAGGUCUUGUUAAAAAUGAUUGGAAUCAAAGCGCCUGCUGCAUGCGGUUGAUCAUCAACCCGACAUUCAGCCGAAAUCCACAAGAGAUGCAGGAGAGCCUGCAAAAAAGCAGUAUCAGGGUGUCUUUGGGCACUCAGGUUUAUGCCUUGUUUCAAACUUGGCCUUCGCUUGCUUCCAUUGAAAAAGAGCCAGUGUCAGUUAGAGAGCGAAAAAGCACUGGCGGCUCAAAAGCGUGCCACAGUCAAUAUAUAACUACUGUCCUGUCAGGGCUUCCUGUGUUUCUACC
Molecule: messenger RNA, 1619 nt
Organism: Effrenium voratum
Lineage: Eukaryota; Dinophyceae; Suessiales; Symbiodiniaceae
Source: the annotation of a GenBank genome assembly